Messenger RNA from Acanthochromis polyacanthus (spiny chromis), 4926 nucleotides. Its product is annotated as rho GTPase-activating protein 26. The record is from RefSeq and is a predicted model, not a curated record. Gene Ontology annotation, molecular function: GTPase activator activity; protein binding. NCBI's taxonomy places the organism in Eukaryota, Metazoa, Chordata, Actinopteri, Pomacentridae. Gene Ontology annotation, cellular component: cytoplasm. Gene Ontology annotation, biological process: signal transduction.
ACGUCUGUCAGAGGGAAUAAUCCAGGCUGCUGACGGUCUGCGGCGUUGAGCUGAGCUGAGCGGGGCUGCUGGAGGAAAGCAGCGCAUUUAAAAACCGCCCAGGGAAGAAGACACUGCAUUUACGAGCUGAGUUUAGUGUAUUUUUUUGCCGCCUGCCUCCUUCACCUCCUCGGCCUAGUUCGACUCCGGUCGCUGCACGAUGACCCGGUCGGGUGGAAAGCUGCACCGGCUCACCUGAAACAAGUGGACACGUUUUCUCCUGAAGCCUCCUCCGGAGUCUGUGACUUUUUAAAUUUCAUUUAAUCGGAUGCCGUGUCGGAUUGCUGCUGUUGCUCUCUGAAAAUCUCCUGCUGGUGCGUAAAAAUCCAGAAAAUCAAGGAAAAGUGGGGUUAUGUAGGUGGACAUUUCUCUUGGAUUCAUCUCCGCCCUGUUGUUUACAUGCUGUAAUUGGAUUUUCCAUCAUUUCCAGCAGCACCAGCAGCAGCACCAGUAGCCAUAGUAGUAGCACGGGUUUUCUCCCUCCGCCUCCUCUUCAUCUUCUUCCUCCUUCCUCCUCCUGCUGGAGCAGAAGAUGGGAUUACCUGCCCUGGAGUUCAGUGACUGCUACCUGGACAGCCCUCAGUUCAGGGAGAGACUCAAGUCUCAUGAACUGGAGCUGGACAAGACCAACAAGUUCAUCAAGGAGCUGAUCAAAGAUGGAAAGGCUCUCAUCCAGGCUUUGAAAAGUCUGUCGACAGCGAAGAGGAAGUUUGCCGACUCCCUCAACGAAUUUAAAUUCCAGUGUAUCGGAGAUGCUGAGACGGAUGAUGAGAUGUGCAUAGCCAAGUCGCUUCAGGAGUUUGCUGCCGUUCUACAGAACCUGGAGGAUGAGAGGACAAGGAUGAUCGAGAACGCCAACGAUGUCCUGAUCAUGCCUCUGGAGCGGUUCAGGAAAGAGCAGAUCAGUGCAGCAAAGGAAGCGAAGAAAAAAUAUGACAAAGAGACAGAGAAAUAUUGCGCAGUACUGGAGAAACACCUUAGUCUUUCAGCGAGGAAGAAAGAGUCGCAUCUGCACGAGGCGGACAACCAGGUCGAUAAUGUCAGGCAGCAUUUCUACGAGGUUUCUCUGGAGUAUGUCUUCAAGGUUCAGGAGGUCCAAGAGAGGAAGAUGUUCGACUUCGUGGAGCCUCUGUUGGCAUUUCUUCAAGGCCUGUUCACCUACUAUCACCAUGGCUACGAGCUGGCGAAGGACUUUAACCACUUCAAGACGGAUCUUACCAUCAGCAUACAGAAUACGAGGAACCGCUUUGAGAGCACACGGUCGGAGGUGGAGAGUCUGAUGAGGAAGAUGAAGGAGAAUCCGCAUGAACACAAGAGUGUCAGCCAGCACACCAUGGAGGGAUACCUGUUUGUGCAGGAGAAGCGCUCAUUUGUGUCCAGUUGGGUGAAGUACUACUGUACGUACCAUCGUGAGCCCAAGAAGGUCACCAUGGUCCUGUUUGACCCCAAAUCAGGAGGCAAAACGGGGGAGGAGGAGAGCUUCCUCCUAAAGUCGUGCACUAGGAGGAAGACAGACUCAAUAGAAAAGAGGUUCUGCUUUGACGUGGAAGCUGUGGACAGGCCGGGAGUGAUCACCAUGCAGGCUAAUGUCAGAAGAGACCGAAGGCUGUGGAUGGAGGCCAUGGAUGGGAGAGACCGGCUUCGCUGUAAUACAUUUCCGGCUAAACGAGUGGGUGUUGUUCUUUGUGGUUUACGAGGUUAUAAUCUCAACAAAGAUAACCAGGCUGAAGGCAUGGCCCACCUGGAUGUGAUCGGCUUCAUGAUGAAAAAAUUCAUCUAUGCGGUGGAUACUCGAGGGUAUUGAUGAACAGGGCUGUACAGAAUCGUUGGUGUCAACUCCAGAGUACAAAAACUACUGAGCCUGGCUAUGGACCCUAAGACGUGUGCUGACGUGGAGCUGGAAAACUCAGAGUGGGAGAUUAAGACAAUAACUAGCGCUAUCAAGCACUAUCUCAGGAUGCUGCCUGCACUUAUGACAUACCAGUACCAGAGGAGCUUCAUCAAAGCUGCAAAGAUGGACAACCCUGAGGCCAGAGUGACUGAGAUCCAUGCUCUCGUGCACCGGCUGCCUGAGAAGAACAGACAGAUGCUGGAGCUGCUCAUGAAACAUCUGGCCAAUGUGGCCAGUCACCACCAGCAAAACCUGAUGACCAUCGCCAAUCUGGGUGUGGUGUUCGGGCCGACUCUGCUCCGCCCUCAGGAGGAGACGGUGGCAGCCAUCAUGGACAUCAAGUUUCAGAACAUCGUAGUGGAGAUCCUCAUUGAGCAUCAUGAGCGAAUAUUCAGGGACGUGCCAAAUUCUGCGGGCGGUUCAGCCAACAUGCAGCUCAACUUGUCCAGGAGGAGAAGCGCCGAGAGCAAAGCCCCGUCCUGCAGCGAGAGGCCUCUCACCCUAUUCCACACACCGACACAUUCCCAGAAAGGUGAGAAGAGAAACAGUGUUGUCAACACGGCGGACUUGCAACAGCCCAUUUCCUCCUCUGCCAACUGUAACAGCAGCAGCAGCAGCAGCAGUGGCAGCAGCAGCCAAAGUCGAACCCCGAGACACAGUCUGACUAGCAACGAUGGAGAGCAGGACAGCCGGCAGAUCCGGCCCAGCUCCCUGCUGAACCCAAAGAGUCGUGGCAGCAUCCCAACCAGUGCAACGUCUCCCAGUCCCACCUCGCCACGUUCCCCUUCCUGGCCGAUGUUCUCUGCCCCUUCGAGCCCGCAACCGAUAUCCUCUGCCUCCAGUGACUCCUCUCCUGUCAGUAUUGCAGGCAGAAAGGCUCGAGCAUUGUACGCCUGCAAAGCGGAGCAUGACUCUGAGCUGUCCUUCAUCGCUGGAACCAUCUUUGAGAAUGUUCAUGCUUCGAGGGAGCCUGGUUGGUUGGAAGGGACUCUGGAUGGCCGAACAGGACUGAUACCAGAAAACUAUGUGGAGUUCUUAUAGCUCCAAUCCACAAAGAAACUUGACCUGGACCAUUCUGGAUGGGAUUAGACCAAACUGGACUGAACAGAACCGACGCAAAACUGCACAAAACUCAGCAUACUCCAUUAAAUUUUCUAUUAUAACGGACUGGACUAUUGUUGAUGAGGUGACGAGACUGGGAACUGAAACUGGACCAAGCAGAAUCAUGUCAAAUGGAUAUGACACAGGAACGAAGCAGAACGGACUGGGGAGAGACACUGAAUUGCACUGGGGGGGGGGGGAGAAAAGAAGAUAAGACCGGCUUUUAUUAGAUUUGUGUGGUUGGCUUCCGAAGUCCUGGUGAAAAUGAUAUGGAAAUGAACCUGGAUAAUGUGUGUGAGUGCUUGUGUGUGUGAAAGACAACGGGAGGACUGCGGGUGGAGAUUGGAGAGAAUACCCUGUAAAUGAGUUGAUCUUUUUGAGCUGUGAGGGUUAUGUUUUUUUUCUUUGUUUUUUUUUUAGCUCCUGCUUUCUGUUUUUGAACUGCACUGCCACUGCUUCAACAUCUCCUCUUUUUAAUCAGGCAGAAAAAGAGAGAUCUGCCAGCAGAGUUGAUGACAGGGAACAUAAUAAAAGGCAAGUGGCCUUCAGCUUUGGACUUGCUGGUUCACCUCCUCAUUGUUGGGCUGAUUGCUAAUCCCAUUGGAAAGCUGGAGCUUUUAGAGCUGAUUGAAAUGAUUGGGUUUGGCUAUGUGGCUAUAAAUGUGUUUGUGAGCACUUGCCACGGCAGUCCGGUAAUUCCCUGGGACAAGACUGAACCUGGCUAAUGUUUCAGAGCUCCAGUUAAGCAGAAGCCUCAGGGCAGAUCAGCACAGGGUGAGGUUGCCUCAGAAACAGUUCGCCAAAAGGUCAGCGUUGGGUUUCUUCUUAUUUAUAAUGCUUCUCCCUGCGGAGCCCGCAGAAGAAAAUGUGAAAAAUUCCAAAGAAGCUCCACAAGCAGAUUGGUGGUUUACAAUGCAGUGUAGGAGUAUGGACUGAAUCCUGAUGGUUAAAACAAGCCCAGCUGUGAGUCCUCACUCUGUAAGGAGUGCUGAGUCAUGUUUGCACUAUUUCAAUCCACACUUGGAGUUAUAAUCACAUACAACUCUGUCUUUUUCUGGUUGUAUCUAUAUUGUGGAUUCAGUCGAUUGCUUUACUAUAGAUGUGUUCAUCUUAGCAGCACAGCGUGAGGAAAAUAAAAUCAAAGUAUGGCACAGUCGUGUGCGUCAUUUUCAGCACCACCCACCAGGUGGAUCUUAUUCGGAUUUUAUAUAGAAUUACAAAGGCGGUGCUAAUAAUGUAAUUAUCUGAAGAGACAUUUGGAACGGGAUUUUACAGCCAAGACUCUCAUUCAUAAGUAAAUGAAAUGCAGGUGUGUUUUUUUAGAGAAGCUCAACAUUUGAAGGAAAAAGGCAUCAUUCAUUUUUCAGGAUUGUUCUUAAAUGUACAUCAAAGCUGGUCUGCUUUGGGGCUCCAAUGAGUUUCAUUUCCUGUGUAAAAGCUGAACUUUUUCUUUUAAACCACUUGGUGAACAUUUGUAAUACCUUUUUCUGAAAGUUGUAAUUUCUUUCACAGCAGGAAGUUAAAAAAAACAUUUAAGCAUUUCAACAGAAAAAUCAAAUGGUAGAGUUUGAAAAAAACAACUAAAUGUGAAAUGAGACUACUUUGUUCAUAUCUAAACUUCUUAUUUAUGAGACUUUCAUAAAGGCAAAAUCCUAAACUGUAUUCUUUUUGAGGUGUUUUAUUGACAUUGUAAAUAAAUAUACAGCAUUUGAUAAGGUAUAAUUUUUUUAAAGUAUAAAAUUUAUAUUUUGUAUUUUUAGCAUACUAACUUAAUUCCUUUAUUUCAUCUUUGUUGCCCGGAUUUUUGUAUCAUUUAAGUCUAUCUACAGCCUUAAAUAUUCUUUCAGAUGUUUUGGUGAAAGAUUGUGCAGAAUUAAAGAUAAAUGUUCAACAGA